Molecule: messenger RNA, 1470 nt
Organism: Halteromyces radiatus
Lineage: Eukaryota; Fungi; Mucoromycota; Mucoromycetes; Mucorales; Cunninghamellaceae
Exons: 10
Coding region: 58-1323 (421 amino acids)
Biological process (GO): protein ubiquitination
Molecular function (GO): ubiquitin protein ligase activity
Source: RefSeq, a predicted model, not a curated record
CUUCACUUUUUUUUUUCUGUUUUCAUUUCCUUGCACUUCCCUCUAUAUCCUCCCUUCAUGUUAGAUUGCGGUGUUUGUCUUGAAUCCUUCAGUGGUAACGAGGUAUCAGCACUCCACUGUGGCCAUGUUUAUCAUACUUCUUGUAUCCAAUUGUGGUUGGCAACUAAACCAAGAUGCCCAAGCUGCAAUCAAGUUUGUACACAAAAUAAUCCUCUUAUACGACUCUAUAUGAGUUUUGAUCACAAUCAUAAUUUUACAUCACCAGAUUCACAAGACGACAUGACUCAAGAAGCACGAUUAAGAGACUCUUGCAACAAUCUUCGAAAACAAGUGGAAGAAGUCACUCAAAGGUUGAAGACUGAAAGACAGCUGAUGGAAAAAGCAGAAAAGGACAAGAAUUUAUAUUUGAACAAGGUCAACAUUUACAAAACUAUCAAAGGAGUGUUGGAUCUGGAAAAACGACUAGCUACUCCUCAACGACAAUAUCAGAUGCGACAAUGGAGAUCACUUCCAAGGGACGAACUUAGUUUGCUGACAUGUUCUUUAUAUGAACGCUAUCAAGAUUUGAAAAUGGAACUUGAAAACAAACACACACAAUUGGAACGAUCGUAUCAUAGAAUUAAUGAUUUAAAGAAAAAAUAUAAAAGAUCAAAAGCUAUGCAAAAUAUUAUCAACAUUGGAAUUGAUAAAUGUUCUCUAGAACGGAUUGGCCGACAUCGAUCUAUACGAUCGUCUGGGACAAACAAUAAGACAAAGGAACAUUUAAGUGCAAAGAAAUUCAGCAAACAACCUGCUAUACCUUUGGAUGUAGAAGAUGAUGAUACAAUGGAUGAAGAUGACCAAUUAAUAACACCAUUGACUACAGCCCAUCAGCAACAAGAGCAAGAUAAUCAAUAUUUAGAUAAUUCCACCAACAUGAUACAAUCCAGCAGUUCAUCAGCAAAUAGUCCACAGUAUAGGAUAAAUCUAUUAGAAGACAAUGAAGAUAACCAUUCCUCAAGAUCGUCCCAAAUGGAAUCUGAAAAUGAAAGCACAGAUAUGGAGGAAGAUUUGGAUCAUGGGAGUAAUAACGACGAUUACAUGGAAAGCAACGAUGACAUAUUUGACUCAUUACGGCAACAACAAUCAUUUUCGCAGACACCAGAAAUCAUUGACUCUGGCUCUGAUGAUGAUGAUCAUGAUGAUGAUGAUGGCAGGAGUAACAGCAACCAUUCAAGCAUUCCAAGGGUGAAUUUCCAAAGUCCAAAGCGACCUAUGACAACAUCAAGAAUAGGAUUACAGCGUGUCAUUGAAUUAUCAAGCGAUGACGAUGAACCCUUAUGAAAGCACCUAUAGUUAACAUAUACAUAUAUAGUUCCCCAGUCCUUAUACGACUAAAAUACCAAUCAUCAUCAUUCAUUUGAAACGUAGUGCUAGCGAAAUCAUCUAUCGUUUUUAAUAAACUAUUUAGAUAUUAUGAGUAAAAUGUCC